CUCCCUCUUUCCCUCCCUCAGUCCGUCCCUUCCCCACACACCCCGGCCCCAGCCCCAGCCCAGGGCCCCCACAGUCCACAGCCCGCCAGUCUGAAGCCUCAGGACCCGGCCUGGCCCCGCAGGACGAGAGCCUGUGACGAUCAGCCCUAGGGACUGAGCCUCAAGGGACGGGGCUAGGGGAAGAGGCAGGCAUGCUGACCAUGGCUGGGAGCUGGCUGACCCAGAUCCUGCUGGGAUGGACAACACUGGUCUGCAUGACCCAGGCCCAGUGGGAAGGGGCCAUUCGGGCAGACAGGCCUGCUGGCUCUGAAGAGACACCAGCCUUAAGCCGGGUUCGAAGAAGAGGCUUUGACACUUUAAGAGGGCCAAAUGUCUGUGGCUCCCGCUUUCAUUCUUAUUGCUGCCCGGGCUGGAGGACCCUUCCCGGGGGAAAUCAAUGCAUUGUCCCCAUUUGCCGGAAUUCCUGUGGGGAAGGGUUCUGCUCCCGACCCAAUUUGUGUGCCUGUGCCAAUGGGCAGCUCUCCCCAAGCUGUGGUGCCAGUGGAGGAUUGUGCGAAGGAUGCUUUUGGUUAUCUCCUGCUUUGCAGCAGAUGCCAGAGUCCAGGCCAACCCUGCCCCCCCAUCUAGUUCUCCUAGGAAAAUGGGCUGUGUGUGACCAGAGUUGUCAGAAUGGGGGCCGCUGCAUUGGCCCCAAUCGCUGUGCUUGUGUUUACGGCUUCACUGGGCCCCAGUGUGAGAGAGACUACCGCACCGGACCUUGCUUCAGCCAAGUCAACAACCAGGUGUGCCAGGGCCAGCUGAGUGGCCUCGUCUGCACCAAGACCAUGUGCUGUGCCAGUGUGGGUCGUGCCUGGGGUCAUCCCUGUGAGCCGUGCCCUGCCCAGCCCCACCCCUGCCGCAGAGGCUUCAUCCCCAACAUUCGAACCGGGGCCUGUCAAGAUGUGGACGAGUGCCGGGCCAUCCCAGGCCUGUGUCAGGGCGGGAAUUGCAUCAACUCUGUGGGCUCCUUUGAGUGCCGCUGUCCUGCCGGUCACCGGCUGGGUGAAGCCACCCACAAAUGUGAAGAUCAGAGAGUGGGUACCUGCUUCUCUGCAUUACUGGGGGGCCGCUGUGCCGGAGAGCUGCCAGGCCAAGCUUCCAAGAGGCAGUGCUGCUGUGAAUGGGGCCGAUGCUGGGCUGUGGGCUCAACGCCAGAGAUGUGCCCCCAAAGGGGCUCCGAUGACUUUCGCCAGCUGUGUGUUGAGAGCCCUCCAGUGCUGCCUGCUUACCCUGGGCACUUCCCAGGCCUUCCAGGAUUUGGGCCUAAUGGUCUGGGCCCUGGCCUUACUGGGCCUGCUCGACAUGGUCCUCAUGGUACCAAUGGACAAGGUGCCCUCCCCAGCCUUCCUGGCCUGGGCCCUGGUAGCUCCAGCAUCGGCACAGCCACGCUGAAUCAGACCAUUGACAUCUGCAAGCAUUUCACCAACCUCUGCCUCAAUGGACGAUGCCUCCCGACCUCAUCCAGCUAUCGGUGCGAGUGCAACAUGGGCUACAAGCAGGACGUGCGUGGAGAAUGCAUUGAUGUAGAUGAGUGCUCCAGCAGCCCUUGUGUCCAUGGAGACUGUGUCAACACUCCCGGCUCUUAUCAUUGUAAAUGCCAAGAAGGCUUCCAGAGCACCCCCACCAAGCAGUCCUGUGUUGAUAUUGAUGAGUGUAUCCUAAAUGGUGGGAUGUGCCGUCAUGGGCGCUGCAUUAACACAGAGGGAAGCUUUCAAUGCAUCUGCAAUGCAGGCUUUGAGAUCACCCCAGAUGGCAAGAACUGUGUGGACCACGAUGAGUGUGCAACCACCACCAUGUGUCUCAAUGGUGUGUGUCUCAAUGAAGCUGGCAGCUUCAAGUGCCUGUGUAAACCUGGCUUCCUGCUGGCUCCCAGCGGUCGCUACUGCGUGGACAUUGAUGAGUGUGAGACGCCCGGCAUCUGUAUGAAUGGCUGGUGUAUCAACACGGAAGGCUCCUUCCGCUGCGAGUGUGUGGGCGGCCUGGCCAUUGGAGCAGACGGCCGGGUGUGUGUGGACACUCACAUGCGAAGCACCUGCUACGGUGCUAUCAAGAAGGGCACCUGCGCGCGACCCUUUCCUGGGGCCGUCACCAAGUCUGAAUGCUGCUGCACCAGCCCGGACCAUGGCUUCGGCGAGCCCUGCCAGCCCUGCCCAGCCAAGAACUCUGAUGAAUUCCAGGCUCUCUGCAGUAGUGGCCUUGGCAUAACAGCAGAUGGCAGAGAUAUCAAUGAGUGUGCCUUGAACCCUGACAUCUGCCCCAAUGGUGUAUGUGAGAACCUUCGGGGCAGCUACCGAUGCAUCUGCCACCUGGGCUAUGAGGCUGAUCCCCCCGGCAAGGAGUGUGUGGAUGUGGAUGAGUGUGCCCUGAACCGCCUCCUUUGUGAUAACGGGCUCUGCCGGAACACCCCAGGCAGUUACACCUGUACCUGCCCCACAGGCUUCACCUUCAAGACUGAAACGGACUCCUGUGAAGAUAUUGACGAGUGCCUGUCCAAUCCGUGUGUGAACGGGCUGUGCCGUAACCAUGCAGGCUCCUAUGCCUGUGAGUGUUCCCCAGGCAGCCGACUGGACCCUGCUGGCAACGUCUGUGUGGAUAGCAUGAAAGGCACGUGCUGGCUACACAUCCAGGAGGGCCGCUGUGAAGCCAACAUCAAUGGUGCCACGCUGAGGUCUGAGUGCUGUGCCACCCUAGGAGCUGCCUGGGGCAGCCCCUGCCAGAUCUGUGAGACAGACCCAGCCUGUUCCCGGGGUUUUGCUCGUAUGAAAGGCCUCACCUGUGAAGAUGUGAAUGAGUGUGAGGUCUUCCCGGGUGUCUGCCCCAAUGGACGUUGCCUCAACACUGCUGGCUCCUUCCGCUGCGAGUGUCCUGAGGGCCUGACCCUGGACAGCACAGGGCGAGUGUGCGUGGAUGUAAGGGUAGAGCAGUGUUUCCUGAAGUGGGAUGAAGAUGAAUGCCUUGCCCCUCUGUCGGGCAAGUACCGGAUGGACAUGUGCUGUUGCUCUGUGGGGGCCGCCUGGGGUGCUGACUGUGAGGCGUGCCCAGAACCCGGCUCCCCAGAAUUCGCCAUCAUCUGCCCUCGGGGCCCCGGCUUUGCCAGCAGGGAUUUCCUUUCUGGCAGGCCCUUCUACAAAGAUGUGAAUGAAUGCAAGGCCUUCCCAGGCCUCUGCACCCAUGGCUCAUGCAGGAACACCGUGGGCAGCUUCCGCUGUGUGUGUGGCAAUGGCUUUGCCCUUGAUGCUCAGGAGAGGAAUUGCACAGAUAUCGAUGAGUGCCGAAUUUCCCCUGACCUCUGUGGACAUGGAACCUGUGUCAACACUCAGGGCAGCUUUGAGUGCGAAUGCUUCCAGGGUUAUGAAAGUGGCUUUAUGAUGAUGAAGAACUGCAUGGAUAUCGAUGAGUGUGCUCAGGACCCGCUGCUCUGCCGAGGGGGGACCUGCAUAAACAGUGAUGGCAGCUAUCAGUGUCUGUGUCCUCCUGGCCAUGAGCUGUCGGUUGAUGGCAACGCUUGUGAAGAUGUUAACGAGUGCUCUCUCAGAGACAACCUGUGCCGGCACGGGCGCUGCGUGAAUGUCAUCGGCACUUACCAAUGUGCCUGCGACACCGGCUUCCAGUCUACCCCGGACCGACAGGGCUGUAUAGACACUGAUGAGUGCAGCGUGGGAAAUGGGGGCUGUGAGACUCACUGCACCAACACAGAAGGCAGUUACCAGUGCAGCUGUGGGGAGGGCUAUGCCCUGAUGCCCGACGGCAGGGCCUGCGCAGACAUCGAUGAGUGUGAGGAGAACCCAGACAUCUGCGACGGUGGCCAGUGUACCAAUGUGCCCGGCCAGCACCGCUGCCUCUGCUAUGACGGCUUCAUGGCCACCCUGGAUAUGAAGACCUGCAUAGAUGUGAACGAGUGUGAUCUGAAUCCCAACAUCUGUCUCCAUGGUGACUGCGAGAAUAGCAAGGGGUCCUUCAUCUGCCACUGCCAGCUGGGCUAUUUUGUCAAGAAGGGCACAACAGGAUGCACAGAUAUUGAUGAGUGUGCUGUUGGGGCCCACAACUGUGAUGCCCGGGCCUCCUGUGUCAAUGUGCCUGGCACCUUUCGCUGUAUGUGCCAGCCAGGCUGGGUUGGUGAUGGCUUCAAGUGCCAAGACCUGGAUGAAUGUGCCACAGAAGACCACGGAUGCCACAUAAAUGCAGACUGUGUGAACUCUCCUGGCUCCCACCGCUGUGUCUGCCGAGAAGGCUUCUCAGGGGAUGGCUUCUCCUGCGUGGAUAGGGAUGAGUGUGCUGACAACGUGAACCUUUGUGAGAAUGGGCAGUGUCUCAAUGCUCCUGGUGGUUACCGAUGCGAAUGUGAGAUGGGCUUCAACCCCACUGAAGACAGCAGAGCCUGCCAGGACAUCGAUGAGUGCACCUUCCAGAACAUCUGUGUCUUCGGAAGUUGUCACAACUUGGCUGGGAUGUUCCGCUGCGUCUGUGAUGACGGCUAUGAGCUUGACCGGAGUGGAGGCAACUGCACAGAUAUCAAUGAGUGUGCAGAUCCUGUCAACUGCAUCAACGGCUUGUGUGUCAACACCCCGGGCAGCUACUUAUGCAAUUGCCCCCAAGAUUUUGAGCUGAACCCCAGUGGUGUGGGCUGUGUGGAUACACGUGUUGGGAACUGUUUUCUGGACACUCAGGACCGAGGUGAUGGGGGCAUCUCCUGCAGUGCAGAGAUUGGAGUCGGAGUCACUCGGGCCUCCUGCUGCUGCUCUCUAGGUCGGGCCUGGGGCAACCCCUGUGAGCUCUGCCCUCCAGGGAACACAACUGAAUAUAAGACUCUGUGCCCUGGAGGAGAAGGCUUCAGACCCAACCCCAUCACAGUCAUCCUGGAGGACAUUGAUGAGUGUCAAGAGCUCCCUGGUUUGUGUCAAGGGGGAGAUUGCGUCAACACCUUCGGCAACUUCCAGUGUGAAUGUCCCCUGAACUAUUACCUCAAUGAAGAUACCCGCAUCUGUGAGGACAUUGAUGAAUGCUCCACCCAUGUUGGCAUCUGUGGUCCAGGGACCUGUUAUAACACCUUGGGCAACUACACAUGUGUCUGUCCCCCAGAGUACAUGCAGGUCAACGGUGGUAACAACUGCAUGGACGUGCGGAAGAGCGUGUGUUACCGGCACCACAAUGACACGUGUGAAAAUGAGCUGGCCUUCAACAUGACCAGGAAGAUGUGUUGCUGUUCAUACAACAUUGGAAAGGCCUGGAACCGGCCCUGUGAGCCUUGUCCUGCUCCAGCCAGCUCUGAAUACCAGAUCCUGUGUGGGAACCAGGCUCCAGGCUUCAUAAUUGAUAUCCACACAGGGAAACCCAUUGACAUUGAUGAGUGCAGCGAAAUCCCGGCCAUCUGCACCAACGGCGUCUGCAUCAAUCAGAUCGGCAGCUUCCGCUGCGAGUGCCCGGUUGGAUUCAGCUACAACAGUGUCCUGCUUGUUUGCGAGGACAUGGAUGAGUGCAGCAGUGGGGAGAGUCCAUGCCAACGCCACGCGGACUGCAUCAACAUCCCAGGCAGUUAUCGCUGCGAGUGUGCCCGCGGCUACAAGCUCUCCCCUAGCGGAGCCUGUGUGGGGAGGAAUGAGUGCCAAGAGAUCGCAAAUGUGUGUAGCCAUGGUGACUGUGUGGACACUGAAGGAAGCUAUGCCUGCAUAUGCCACCAAGGCUUUAAGGCCACUGCAGACCAGACUAUGUGCAUGGAUAUCGACGAGUGUGACCGGCAGCCGUGUGGCAAUGGGACCUGCAAGAACACCGUGGGCUCCUACAACUGUCUCUGCUUCCCCGGCUUUGAGCUCACACACAACAGCGACUGCAUGGAUAUUGAUGAGUGCACCUCCCUCACGGGGCAAGUGUGUCGGAAUGGACAGUGUAUCAACAGCAUUGGCUCCUUCCAGUGUCUCUGCCAUGAGGGGUACGAAAGGACCGCCGAUGGCAAGAACUGUGUGGACAUUAAUGAGUGUGUGAGUUUUCCUGGGACCUGUUCACCUGGGACCUGCCAGAACUUGGAUGGAGCUUUCCGAUGCAUCUGCCCACCUGGCUACCAAGUGCAGGAUGACAGCUGCAUAGAUAUCAAUGAAUGUGAGGAAGAGCCCAACCUCUGCCUAUUUGGCACCUGCACCAACAGCCCCGGGAGUUUCCAGUGCCUCUGCCCACCUGGCUUUGUCCUCUCAGACAAUGGACGACGCUGCUUUGACACUCGUCAGAGUUUUUGCUUCACUCGCUUUGAGAAUGGGAGGUGUUCAGUCCCCAAAGCCUUCAACACUACCAAGGCCCGAUGCUGUUGCAGUAAGAUGCCUGGGGAAGGAUGGGGGGACCCCUGCGAACUAUGUCCCCAGGAGGGCAGUGGUGCCUUCCAAGAACUAUGCCCCUUUGGCCAUGGGGCUGUACCUGGCCCAGAUGACUCACGGGAAGAUGUGAAUGAGUGCUCAGAGAACCCUGGCAUCUGUGUGAAUGGGGUCUGCAUCAACACAGAUGGCUCUUUUCGAUGCGAGUGUCCUUUUGGCUACAGCCUGGAUUACACUGGUGUCAACUGUGUAGACAUGGACGAGUGCUCAGUUGGAAAUCCUUGUGGGAAUGGAGUAUGUGCCAAUGUCGUGGGAGGCUUUGAGUGCACGUGUGAUGAGGGCUUUGAGCCAGGCCCCAUGAUGACCUGCGAAGACAUUAAUGAAUGCUCCCUGAACCCCCUGCUCUGUGCCUUCCGCUGCAUCAACACCAAGGGCUCCUAUGAAUGUACCUGCCCCUCGGGCUACGUGCUGAGAGAGGACAGAGUCAUGUGUAAAGAUCUGGACGAGUGUGCUGAGGGACUGCAUGACUGCCCUGCCCGGGGGAUGCUUUGCAAGAAUUUGAUAGGCACCUUCACCUGCAUCUGUCCUCCUGGCUUACAGCCCCGGGCCCAUGGUGAAGGCUGCACAGAUGAGAAUGAAUGCCGAACCCAACCUGGCCUCUGCUCCAAUGGCCGCUGUGUGAACACAGUGGGCAGCUACCACUGCGACUGCAAUGAAGGCUUCCAAGCUAGCCCCACAGGCACUGAGUGCCUAGACACCCGCCAAGGUUCCUGCUUCACCGAGGUAUUACAGACCACAUGUCAACUGUCCUCCACCAACCACAACCCGGUCACCAAAGCCGAGUGUUGCUGCGAUGGGGGCCGAGGCUGGGGCUCCCUCUGCGAGCUCUGCCCCCUCCCUGGCACUGCCCAGCACAGGAAGAUGUGCCCGCACGGUCCUGGCUACACCACCGAUGGCAGAGACAUUGACGAGUGCAAAGUUCUCUCCAAUCUCUGUCAAAACGGUCAGUGCAUCAACACCAUUGGCUCUUUCCGCUGCCACUGUGAGACUGGGUACACACCCGAUAUUGCGGGCACAGCCUGUGUGGAUGUGGACGAGUGUGAACAGUCUCCAAAGCCUUGUAACUUCCUAUGCAAAAACACAGAGGGCAGCUACAAAUGCUCCUGCCCCCGGGGUUACCUCCUCCAAGGAAAUGGCAAGACCUGUAAAGAUCUUGACGAAUGUGCCACCAAGCAACACAACUGUCAAUUCCUCUGCGUCAACACCGUUGGGAGCUUCACCUGCAAGUGCCCUCCUGGCUUCACACAGCAUCACCACUCUUGCCUCGAUAGUGACGAGUGUAUGACCCAGCCAGGCCUCUGUGGGGCCCAGGGGCAAUGUGAGAACACCCCGGGCAGCUACAGCUGUCAGUGCCAACGAGGAUUCUCCCUGGAUAGCACGGGACUCAGCUGUGAAGAUGUAGAUGAAUGCGACGGGAGUCACCAUUGUCAGCAUGGCUGUCGGAACAUGGUGGGCAGCUACCGCUGUGGCUGCCCCAACGGUUUCACCCCGCACUCCCAAUGGGACCAGUGUGUGGAUGACAAUGAGUGUUCCAGCCCCACUGCCUGUGGCUCAGCCUCUUGCUACAACACACUGGGCAGCUUCAAGUGCGUCUGCCCUUCUGGCUACGACUUCGACCAGGCCUUUGGGGGCUGCCGGGAUGUGGAUGAGUGCUCUGCAGGAGGCAGCCCCUGCAGCUAUGGCUGCUCCAACACCAAUGGGGGCUACCUGUGUGGCUGCCCAGGGGGCUACUUCCGUGCUGGACAGGGGCACUGCAUCUCAGGACUUGGCUUUGACAAGAAUUCCUACCUGCCAACCCUUGCUGAGGAGGAGGACGAAGAGAACCUGCUCUCUCCUGACACCUGCUACGAGUGCAAGAUAAACGGCUAUUCCCAGAGAAGCCGGCAGCGCCGACACGCCAAUGGGACCCAGAGGCACCAGAUGAGCCUGGCCAGUGUAGACACAGAAGCCCCAUUGGCCAUGGCCUUGAACCUCUCGAACGUGGGCCCCAGAGAGCAUAUCCUGGAGCUGCUGCCCGCAUUGGAGGCCCUGGAGAAUCGGGUGCUAUACAUUAUUGCUCACGGCAACGAGGGAGGCUUCUUCCGCAUGCAGCACAAGGAGGGCCUCAGCUACCUCCGUCUGGGUCGCAAGAAGCCUUACCCUGGUGCUUACCAGCUGGAGGUCAUGAGUGUGCCCAGGCCACCAGGGGAUGAGCUGGGAGAGCAGGCUGGGGAGGGAGGCCAAGCUCUGAGGCUGAAACUGCAGCUCCAACUCUACUAGCAUGGAGGCCCCAGGCCCCAGCCCUGACCCUGACCCUAAUUCUGACUCCCUUGGCCCACAUUAUCCAUGUCCCCUCCUUCUCUAUUCACACACACACACACACACACAAACAUGCACGCGUGAACACACAUGCACACACAAACACACGCGUACACACACACCCCUGUGAAUCCUGGGCAUUGCCCCCCUUUACUCCAUACUGUGUUUCUUGCCUGAGCACCAUCCUUCCCCACUACACACAGUGUAGCCUAACGCCUCCUGCUCUCUCUCCCACCUGGCACAGCCACCCCCUUUAUUCAACCCUGUUCUUUCUCUAUUGGCCACUGCCUUCACCCCGGAGACCCCAAACCACCCGGUCUCCCUCUUCCUAGCAGAGGCUGCCUUGGGUUGUCUGGAGAGAGGAAAGAAGCAAGAGGCCAGCCCUGCCCACCUUGCUGGAAGCUGUAGCUAUGGAGACUCGGGAAGGGGGAAGGGGAGGGAAUCUCAUAUUCCAUUUCUUUGGGAAUGUGGAUCCAGUCACCUGCAAGGAGGAAAAAAGGCAGGUCUUUAAGAUCCACCUAGCCCAGGCUCUGCUUUUUUCUUAUCUUGGUGCUUCUCCCCCAGUAUUCUCCACUACCACCACUGGACAUCAGCCAUGAGAUCCGGGAGUUCUGAUUUCCUGAGCAUCACUGCCGUCCCUCAGACAUGCACACACCCACCCAGUCCCCUCUCCUUCCAGAGGUCCCAUCCACCUCCCAUGUCUCAGCAGUCUGCCCCUUCAUCCUAAUCCAACCUGUGUUUACUGUAUCUUGGUUUAUUCUCAGACUUGAAAAAUGUCUGUAUCGCACUGAGGCCGGCCCCAGGGAGUCAGAGGGUCAGGGGUCGGUUUCUGAGGGAGCUUCAUUCAGACCGAAGGAGCUUCAUGUGAAUGCCAGUCCUGGGAGCUCCUCAAGGCAGCUGGGGGUAGGGAUCGGGGCA
This is a messenger RNA of Dromiciops gliroides (monito del monte), 9614 nucleotides long. It is a transcript of the gene FBN3, whose product is annotated as fibrillin 3. The coding region runs from base 201 to 8657 and encodes 2818 amino acids. NCBI's taxonomy places the organism in Eukaryota, Metazoa, Chordata, Mammalia, Microbiotheria, Microbiotheriidae. The transcript is spliced from 65 exons. The record is from RefSeq and is a predicted model, not a curated record. Gene Ontology annotation, molecular function: calcium ion binding.